AUGGUAAGUCAUGAUAUAAUCAAACUGGAGAAGAUGCGUAUAGUAUACUUGCAAAAUCUUAUACGAUUAUCGAGACAACGACUCAAAAAUUUCCGCUGGGGAACCUUCAGCAAUGCCGAGAGCCUUUGCAGGAAUUUUGGAGCACAUUUGACCUCAAUCCAUAGUGCUGAUGAGAAUCAUUUUGUAGCCGAAUUGGCAGAGACGGGACUUGAAUUUCCUUCCAAUGAGGCACAUGAACGUGCGACGUGGAUAGGUUUGAGACGGGCUGACGACUCAAAAGGGGAUUGGCUUUGGACAGACGGGACAAAAGUUGACUUUUUAGCGUGGAGCCCGAAUGAACCGAAUGACUCGAGUGGAAAUGAACGCUGUGUGGAGGUACACUUCAUCAGUUAUACAAGUAAACUCAAAGUCAACGCAAGUAAUGUUUUUCGGAGUGAGAACUGUAUGCCAAACCUACGCAGUUCAUGCAACGUUAGAAUUGCUGGUAUCUAA
Cylicostephanus goldi is the source of this 492-nucleotide messenger RNA. The record is from the annotation of a GenBank genome assembly. NCBI's taxonomy places the organism in Eukaryota, Metazoa, Nematoda, Chromadorea, Rhabditida, Strongylidae.